AUAGGCUUUGUCUUGGUUAGAUUUCACCAUAACUAAGUUGCAGCGUCAGGAUGUUGAACCACCUGCACAGUUCUUCGUCUCCCUUAGUAGCGAAGAACGAUGGAACAGGAGAAAGCCUUAAACCUAACGGAGGAGCGGACCAUCACUACACGCCUGGCGGAGCCACACUGCAGGUACUGGAAUCCACCGGUAUUCACCAGCGACCCAUGGUCGUCCCAGGGAACGGAAGCGGCGUCGGCAGCGGCUCCGGCCCAACUCAUUGUUCUGAUUCGGACAAACCCUUAAAGCCAAAGCGGCAUCGGACCCGAUUCACUCCCGCCCAGCUGCAGGAGCUUGAGCGGAGCUUCGCCAAAACUCAUUACCCGGAUAUUUUCAUGAGGGAAGAGCUGGCAAUGAGAAUCGGAUUAACGGAAUCUCGUGUACAGGUCUGGUUCCAGAACAGAAGAGCUAAGUGGAAGAAGAGGAAGAAGACCACUAACGUCUUCAGAAACCCUGGGGUCCUCCUACCAUCCCACAGUUUGCCUCCUCUAGGUUUUAUGAGCGACGGGCUUUGCUCCUUCGGACCCGGCCCGGACACGCGCUGGUCCAUGGCCGCAGGUAUGACUCAGAUGGGCUCUCCACCGCUGACGCUAGGUCCACCAAGCCUUUCUAGGCAAUCUGGCCUCGGCCAGUCUUUAUCCACCCCUUCCAUGACCGGAAUCAACCAGUCAGGAGUUCCGUUAAAUCAUGGUCCUUUGGCUGGAUCGGUCACCACUACAGGAUACCAGACUCAUUACGGUCUUAAUACGCUCAACUCACCGUCUGGGGUAGCAGCCCCCCACGGUCUCGGUCCAGUGACGGCUGGAAUGGCCAUGGCAGCAGCAUCACCGCCUAAUUCUAGUUCAUCUACUCCACCUCAGCUGUCCGCUGCUUGCACCAUGUCGAUGCAAGGACUCGAUCCGGGAGCUUGCAACGGCGAAAUAGACGUGUGGAGAGAAACCAGUAUCACCACGUUGAGACGGAAGGCCAUAGAACACACAGCAACUAUGUCGGUGUUUAGGUGAAAUUCAUAACUAUACUGCGGUCUUGCUUCUUUCGUUUAAAGGAGGGAAUUCUGAACUUUCAUGGGCUUCUCAUAGGUUAGACUUAGCCCACAAGAAAGAUGUAGAUUUUUACUUAUUUAGAAGACAUUUUUCAAGAACUCUAUUAGAUCAUCAUGAAACUCUGUAGUGUUUAACAUAUAACUUAGUGUGUACACCGUAUAUAGUUGUGUGUGUGUUGAUUAAUGUUUCGUUGUACUUAAGGCCACCAAAUCAUGCUUCUGUAGGCCUCCGUUACCACAAAAUUUAUUAUGAAGCACAUCUGUUAUAUUGUGUAGUAAAACAUGUACAUCAGUAGAAAAGUAUAUAUACGGUAGAGUGAAGGUGAAAGCAUUGGGUGAUUUUCAUUUUUAUUUUGUAACUCUCAUACAAUCAGUUUAUAUAUAGUUACAACCACAUUC
Messenger RNA from Limulus polyphemus (Atlantic horseshoe crab), 1480 nucleotides. Its product is annotated as homeobox protein orthopedia-like. The transcript is spliced from 3 exons. The coding region runs from base 51 to 1043 and encodes 330 amino acids. Gene Ontology annotation, molecular function: DNA binding; DNA-binding transcription factor activity, RNA polymerase II-specific. Gene Ontology annotation, biological process: regulation of DNA-templated transcription; neuron differentiation. The record is from RefSeq and is a predicted model, not a curated record. Lineage: Eukaryota; Metazoa; Arthropoda; Merostomata; Xiphosura; Limulidae.